This is a messenger RNA of Exaiptasia diaphana, 1798 nucleotides long. RefSeq names its product DELTA-alicitoxin-Pse2b. The coding region runs from base 93 to 1595 and encodes 500 amino acids. NCBI's taxonomy places the organism in Eukaryota, Metazoa, Cnidaria, Anthozoa, Actiniaria, Aiptasiidae. The record is from RefSeq and is a predicted model, not a curated record. The transcript is spliced from 3 exons.
CAACACGGUAGGUAUAUUCACGGCUUGCUCAUAUGAGAAAUACUGUUUCUAUAGUCUAAGUGUAGAGCUGAAAGUUUCUUCUGGGAACCAUUAUGAGUCCAAAGUUUGCAAUUAUUCUGUUGUUAGUAGUCUUUUUGGGACUAGAAGCACGAAGCGGCCAAAUCGAACAAGAUCCCGACGACCAACCAGAAUCUGACCCUGGCCGCCGCCGGCAAAAACCAAAGAAAAUCAAAAUUAAAGCUAAACUUUCAAAAGCCUCAAGAGGAGCCCUUGGUCAAGGAUUUGAAAUCCAUAAAGAAGAUUUACURACCAAGCAAUUCAAAUCAACGGGAGCAAAAAUCUUCGAGGACCUUCCAUUAAAAGAAUGUGUGAAAAGCGACAAACUUGGUCAAAUCCAAAAAGAUUCUACAUUUUACAGCAGUACCAAGUCACUUUACCAAUCAGUUUCAACUAACACAAAGGUUGAGGCGAGCUUGGAAGGUGUAUACACUCUAGGUGCGUCCGUAGAAGCCGCCACAAACAACAUUGCAUCAGGGGAGAAAAAUAUUCAAGGCACGUCGCUUAAUUUCAACGCUUAUAGCUAUUCCUCUGGGCUCAAGAAAGACUGCAUAAACGAGAAAGCUUUGACUAAAGAUAUUGUAAAAGACUUUGAAGCUCUCCCCAAGAAGGUUGAUAAACCAUGGAAGAAGGCGUCCUGGAGAGAAUACAACGUAUUUUUGUCGAAGUACGGAUCCCACAUUGUCAAAGAGGUAAUCUCAGGCUCUAGUAUCUACCAAUAUGUCUUUGCUGAGUCCGACAAGAAGUUCACCCAGAAAGACUUUACUGUCAAGGCUUGUCUUUCAUUGGCGGGUCCUUCGCAAGCUGGAGAAGUUGGGGUUUCUGCUUGUUCUGAAGUCUCUAAAAAGGAUAUCGACAAAUCCUCCUCACAAUCAAUGAAAACGAAGUUAGUCGUCCGAGGUGGUAAAUCAAAGACAAGGGCUAAAUUGUCGGGUAAGCUGUCACCAAAGCAAAUCAACAAAUUUAUGAAGCAAGCAAAAAGAAACCCAUCGCCUAUCAAAUAUCACUUUGAACCAAUAUGGAAAAUUCUCAAAAUCAGGUAUAUUGGAAAGGACCACUACGCUAAGGCAGUUAAUCUGGAGCAGUAUUUCAAAGGCUAUCUUAAUUACGGUUGCGCCUACGAAAAAACCAGCGGCGGUCUAGAAAAACAAAAAUUCGAUCUUGAUGAAGACAGCGAUCCAGAAUCCCCAACUUACGUGUGCAAACUUCGUCCAGAAGGAUGCCAGUCUGAAGAUGACUGUCACUACCGGGCCGCAUUCUGGUGUUCAUGCUAUGGYGAGUCUUGUAUACGGUACAAAGAAAAAGACCUCCCCUCUGGAGAGACAAAGACAACAGCCGAAGUAGUCGAGAAAGACGAUGACUGGGAAGACGCAUCAUGCGAACUUUCUGGAUUGUCGUGUUCGUGUUCCGGCAAKCGGAAGAACUGGAAGUCGGUCUGGAGAGGAGAAUCACUAGAUGAUGGUAUCAAUGAUGUCCACUCUGUAUUACUGAAAAAGAACCGCCGUGAUCAAGCAAAACGUAACGAACUUCAUUGCUAAAGAAAUUGCAAUGACGUAACUCCGUUUGAAUUCAUUCAAUAAUAUUUGUUGAAUUAAAAAAAAUUGAAAWAUCCAAUAUAAAAAUUAUUAAAGUUAACAAUAUAGUCCAUAAUGGCAUGAUAAUGCGUAGUUAAUUGCUUGUUYAAUAGACGAAAAUUGAAAAUAAAAAACCGAAAAUAAAUCGAAAAUAAAAAACCAGAUYA